UUCCGGGAUCACACCACUUCCACUUGGGAUCCUGGCGAUAUGGCUGAUAAUGGAAUGGGACCGUGUUAUCGUCAGCGCCAAAUAGACAAACCCAUAGUGUAGCCAUUUUAAAAUCACUGGUCGAAUAGAGCCGUAGAACAUAUUCUUACAUAGUCUAAAUAAUAAUUAGUGAUUAAAUAGGCCUAUAGGUAUUCCAUAGCCACCUCCUUCACUUGCCACCACGUAAGCUACCACGGUAGCUGCACAAACUUGUCGCAGUGGAUAGCAUACAAUCGUUUGGAUUGCCCUAUCUACAGGACUGAGUCUCGCGUAUUCGGAUCUUUUCAGGCCGUGGGCCCCUGGCUGUGUGAGAUGGACAGGAUGAAGAUCAUCAAGCGGAGGCUGUCCAUGUCUCUCCGCAGCACCCGGCCCGUAGACGACUCCCUGUCUGAACUGGCCGAGCAGAUGACUCUGGACGAGCCCUCUGCAGCCAGAGAAAACGAGCCCAUGGUGGUGUGUCCUGUUAGUAUACAUCCCCCAGCCUCUCACAGCGCUCCGUCCUUCCUGCGUCAGUACGCUGGCCACCUUGGCCGCACCGCUGCCCUGCGCAGAGACAACCCAGGCCUGGACCGCGACAGGCCCUACCUCACCCUGCACAGGACCGGAUCCCUUGGUAUCGUCCAUGAGAACGUGAAGAUGGGCUCAGACGGGGAGAGUGAUCAGGCAUCUGGGACGUCUUCUGAUGAAGUCCAGAGUCCAGUCAGGGUCCGCAUGAGGAACAACCACCACAGACGCAUCUCCAAUGAGGACAUAAACAAGCGCCUGUCUCUGCCGGCUGACAUCAGGCUACCGGAAGGCUACCUGGAGAAGUUUGCCAUGAACAGUCCGCCCUUCGACAAGCCCAUGAGCCGCAGGCUACGAAGAGCCUCAUUGUCUGAAAUCGGCUUUGGCAAGUUGGAGACGUACAUCAAACUAGACAAACUAGGGGAGGGAACCUAUGCUACAGUGUUUAAGGGGCGCAGCAAGCUGACUGACAACCUGGUGGCUCUGAAAGAGAUCCGAUUGGAGCAUGAGGAGGGGGCUCCCUGCACUGCCAUCAGAGAAGUGUCUCUGCUGAAGGACCUGAAGCAUGCCAACAUUGUUACCCUACAUGACAUCAUCCACACUGACAAGUGCCUCACGCUGGUGUUCGAAUACCUGGAGAAAGACCUGAAGCAGUACAUGGAUGACUGUGGCAGCAUCAUGAGUGUACAUAAUGUUAAGAUCUUUCUGUUCCAGUUGUUGCGAGGGCUGGCGUACUGCCACAGGAGAAAAGUCCUCCACAGAGAUCUCAAACCUCAGAACCUGCUCAUCAACGACAAAGGAGAGCUCAAACUGGCUGACUUUGGUCUGGCCCGGGCCAAGUCUGUCCCCACUAAGACCUACUCCAAUGAGGUGGUGACACUCUGGUACCGCCCGCCCGAUGUCCUGCUGGGCUCCACAGAGUACUCUACACCCAUUGACAUGUGGGGAGUGGGUUGUAUCUUCUAUGAGAUGAUGACAGGCAGACCACUGUUCCCUGGCUCCACAGUGGAGGAUGAGCUGCACUUGAUAUUCCGUAUCCUAGGCACACCAACAGAGUUGACCUGGCCUGGGAUUACCACCAGCGAGGAGUUUAAGACCUACAAGUUCCCCCGUUACCACGCUGAGCCCCUGGUCAACCACGCACCCAGGAUAGACAGUGAUGGACAUGAUCUUCUUUCACUGCUACUACAGUUUGAGCCGAUGAAGCGUGUAUCGGCUGAGGAGGCUCUGAGACAUCCAUACUUCAGGAGCCUGGGGGAGCAGGUUCAGACACUGUCUGACACGUCCUCCAUCUUCUCUGUGAAGAACAUUCAGCUCCAGAGAGACCCAGGGAAGAGGUCUUCAACCUUCCCAGAGUCAGCAGUGGCCCAUAAGCUAGGCUCCGCCCCCUCGCAGUACUUCCAGAGAGAAGGAGCCAAUCCCAGGGCUCAGAGUCACGGCCUCUCCUCCCCCUCCACAGGCUGAGUUGCCCCUCCCAUUCUGCCCAGGGGAAGAGUAGGAGGCAAAGUGUGUUGUUUUAGUGUCGGUGGGGUUGGGGGGGAGGGGGGGUUGUGAGGAGGACAGUGACGUACGGAACUGUCACACACACACACCAACCCCGCCACACACACCGAAGGAGUCCAACACACACCCUGCCACACACACUCACCCCGAAGAAUCCAACACACACCCUGCCACACACACACACAGAAGGAGAGAAAACACACAGUACUACCCAAAACAAAAACAACAAGUCAACAACACAAGACUGAGGAACACUAAAUGGGGAAAAACAAAUGACUUAACAUAAUGAAGCCAGAGGAUGAGAAGACUUGAGGAUUUGAACAUGAAGGUGAAUAUGUAAGAAGAGGAAGAUGAGAGGAGCGAUCCUCCGUGCUGCUUCUUCUGCUGCUCAGAGUACAGCAGUGAUUAGGGCCGCUUUGGACUAAGCUGAGUGGAUAUGGUUUGAACAGGAUUUGCUGUAUCAGUGAGUUCUAACAGGGGGGGGGGGGUAUGAGGGGGUUGGGGAAUGUGAGCCUCUGCACCCCCAGGCUAGAGGACGGGCAUGUUUAAAGUGAGGGAGGGAAGGAGGGAUGAGCGGGGUGGGGAACGCGAGCCUCUGCACCCCCAGGCUAGAGGACGAGCAUGUUUAAAGUGAGGGACGGAUCCUCUCCUCUCUCCCUUUUACUUUCUAUAGUCUAGACUGAGCUGUAGAACUCUGCUUUUUCAUAUCACACCAUAACCAUAAGCCCUAACCUCAACCCCUAACCCUAACCAACACCUAAACCCCUAACCCUAACCAACACCUCAACCCCUAACCCCAACCAACCCCUAACCCCAACCAACACCUCAACCCCUAACCC
Oncorhynchus mykiss (rainbow trout) is the source of this 2885-nucleotide messenger RNA. RefSeq names its product cyclin-dependent kinase 17. Gene Ontology annotation, cellular component: nucleus; cytoplasm. NCBI's taxonomy places the organism in Eukaryota, Metazoa, Chordata, Actinopteri, Salmoniformes, Salmonidae. Gene Ontology annotation, biological process: protein phosphorylation. The record is from RefSeq and is a predicted model, not a curated record. Gene Ontology annotation, molecular function: ATP binding; cyclin-dependent protein serine/threonine kinase activity.